This is a messenger RNA of Marchantia polymorpha subsp. ruderalis, 1705 nucleotides long. Lineage: Eukaryota; Viridiplantae; Streptophyta; Marchantiopsida; Marchantiales; Marchantiaceae. The record is from the annotation of a GenBank genome assembly.
CCUCAAUAGCAUCUCGAUGGGAGAUAUCAUAUCUCCCAGUUACAUAUCUCAGAUAUGUAACUGUUCUUGCAGUAUACUCUAAACACCAGCCACCUUUUGCAUCACUGCAUUUGUGUCAGCUCAAGAAACUGUUCCAUCAGGAUGAUGAACAGUUUAACAGCAAUCUCAGACUGCCAUGAUUCCUAAACCGUAAACACGGGAAAAGGGGCAAUCAGCGAGUCAGCUCGAACAACGAGAACCAAGGCAGAAAUGGCUACAGGGAUGCAGGCACAUGGGAAAUACGAAGAGCUCGGAAUGGAGAGAGCAGUCCGAGGGCUCCAGGCCACCUGAGGAUGGACCGAUGGCGGACCAACAAACCCAGACAAAGACGAAGGAAGAAACAUCACAACAGCAGCGAGCGCAUCUGUACGAGAGAUACAACGAAGAAAAUCGUGACGGUCGGCCUUCGCAGACAAAACACAGUCUCGGUUAUGAGCCGAAUGCGAGUCUGCAUGUGAGUGACAGACCAAAGUUGAGGAUUCUGAGCGCCUGAGGUCACGUUUGCGACAUUCCAUCACUGGAGCACAUUGUCUCAGCGUCUUUGAUCGACUUUCAGAUUCCAUCAUGAAAACAGAGCUUUGGAAUCAAAGCCAAUAAUGAACCAGCCAUGAAAUCUCCCCGGGACGAUGUUUCAAGCUAUCGUGUCGUGCAAAGUCCUUGCUUAUGUCCGUGAAUUGAAACGCGGCUUGAAAAUCUCUGCAUCCCGUAUAAGGAGCAUGUCCGUUUUCAGGGGAAUCAGAUGUACGCGCAGAAGACAAAAGGAUCCGAAUAUCAAGGACCUCCAGAAGAAUGCAAUUAUGCCCAAAACUCCCCGCAGGCCCUGAAGGAUCGAAUCCUUUGUCUGAGAGCAGAAUAGCUGAGCUUUCUGUUAACGAAGUGAACACUAGGGCAGGCACAGAUGGACGGGACGAUCAACCGCCAGAGAAGAAAUUUUUAUGUGCUGCAUACGGAAAUGGCUUCCAGCACAACGAAUGAUCGUCCUCUGGCGGCCGUUCCAGGAGCAGGUGAGGAUUUCAGAUUUCAGGUGAGCACUUUGUAGUUCGCGUGUCAAAGAGAUUGAAAAAUGCAUUUCUGAAGGUUUCUGCGACGUGGUCUUCGUUAAGAGGAAGCAGUUGCAGUCGGACAGGUAUCUGGUUCAAAUGGAGAGACGAACAUGGAAGGAAGGCCAAAUAUUGACAUUGACGAAGGCCUAUGGGCACCACAACCUUCUUGUGGACUACGUUUGAGCUUCAUAUUCUAUAGUACACCGCUGUGAGCUCUGGGUAGCAGCUUCUGAUCUUCUCACAUGUCCAGUUGUCGUGGGCUAAGCGCCAGAUUUACAAUUCCAAUUUUACAGAAAUUCAGCUGAAGAGGAAAGGAACACAAAAAGUUGCAGGAAUUUCACGGAUAUAAGUGAAAGAAUGCAAAGACUGGCCCCGAGAAAAGUUGGAUGGUUUUCAGGCUUCCUUGGGAUCUGUUCCCUACUUCACACCAAGAGUACACUUUAGUGAGCACAUCCAUUGGACAUGCUUUAAAUUUCAGCUUAGAGUCUCUAUUUCCUCUUCAAGGUUUUGACAUAUUAUCUCCUGGCAUGUACUUUUCAACUUCAUUCUCGUUAUCUUGUAAAUUCUCGCGGUUUUCUGUGUGCGCCGGAGAGUAAUUUUCAUCAUGCAAAUCGACUCCGAUC